This is a messenger RNA of Bursaphelenchus okinawaensis, 5201 nucleotides long. The record is from the annotation of a GenBank genome assembly. Lineage: Eukaryota; Metazoa; Nematoda; Chromadorea; Rhabditida; Aphelenchoididae.
AUGCCCUCCGACUCCGAAGUCAUAAUCAGCGACGACUUCGGCGAUUCCCAGUCUCCCACCACCACGCCAGUCUACACUCAGGUCCGCCACAAAGUCCACAAACCUCACUCGCACGUGACGGCGGCUCGCGAGUUCGUCAAGCGCCAAAAGUUGUGCCAGAGAACGCCGAUGGCCGUGUUCAAGGUCAGCGUGCUCGGCCUGACCUUGUUGUUGAUUAUCAUCAUGUGCGUCAUUUAUCAGACAUGGCUGAAUACGGUAAGGUUUGGGUACGGUGGGGUAUAAGAAAAAGGUAUAGUAGGUUAGCUUGGAUUAAGGAAGAGAUAAGUAAGAUAAAAUAAGUAAAGGUAGGGUACGCUAGGGUAGGGUAAGGUACUAUAGGCUAUGGUAGAGUAAAGGGUAGGGUAGGUUAGGGUAGGGUAAUGUAGGGUAGGGUAGGGUAGGGUAGGGUAAAGUAGGGUAGGGUAGGGUAAAGUAGGGUAGGGAAUUGUAGGGUAGGGUAGGGUAGGGUAAGGUAGGGUAGGGUAAAGUAGGGUAGGGUAGGGUAAAGUAGGGUAGGGUAGGGUAAAGUAGGGUAGGGUAGGGUAAAGUAGGGUAGGGUAGGGUAGGGUAGGGUAGGGUAGGGUAGGGUAGGGUAGGGUAGGGUAGGGUGGGGUAGGGUAGGGUAAGGUAGGGUAGGGUAGGGUAGGGUAAUGUAGGGUAGGGUAGGGUAGGGUAAAGUAGGGUAGGGUAGGGUAAAGUAGGGUAGGGAAUUGUAGGGUAGGGUAGGGUAGGGUAGGGUAGGGUAGGGUAAAGUAGGGUAGGGUAGGGUAAAGUAGGGUAGGGUAGGGUAAAGUAGGGUAGGGUAGGGUAAAGUAGGGUAGGGUAGGGUAGGGUAGGGUAGGGUAGGGUAGGGUAGGGUAGGGUAGGGUAGGGUGGGGUAGGGUAGGGUAAGGUAGGGUAGGGUAGGGUAAGAUCAGAGAGAGCCGGGUAUGGUAGAGCCGAGUACCGUAGAGUUAGAUACGGCUAAUCCGGGUACAUUAGGGUUGUGUACGGUAAAGCCGGGUACAGUAAAGCCGUUGGGUACUUUGAAACUAGGUAUGAUAGAGCCGGGGGUACAGUAAAGGCAUAGGUAGGGUAGAUAAAAUCGUUAUCAAUGUUAAGAAAACUAAUUUUAAAAGUGUUAUUUUAGCCUUCCACAAAUCACAGGCCUCACUCGCGAGACGACGAAGAAUAUCAUUUAAAACUGGUCAAUUAUAUUAACAACCCAGCACAUCAAACAGAAUGGAAGGUAAAUUAACAUUAUAUCUAAUCGUGGCGUAUUUUACCUAAAACGUUUUUAUAAACUGGCAAAAAAGGACUGUAAUAACUACAAAUGACUAUAUUAAUCAUGACCCCCACUUCCAGGCAGAGUACAACAAGUUUGCAGCCCGAGGCAUGGAUGAAGAAGAAGAUACUCCAAACGAAAAGAACAAAGAGAAGGACAACGAAAUCUUCAACAUAUUCAAGAACAACAAAUACGCCGUGUUCGGUGACACAUUGUCGUAUCUGCCACGCCUUGUAGCACGUCGUGAUGUUAAGAUACCAAAGUCAUUUGACAUCAGGUUAAAGUGGCCACUAUGUUCUUCAGUUCAUCGGAUUCAGAAUCAAGGAUCAUGUGGGUCUUGUUGGGCUGCAUCGGCUACGUCUGCCAUCGCUGAUCGUAUAUGCAUACAGUCGAAUUAUACACAACAACCACAGAUAUCGAUCAAGGACUUGUUGAUGUGCUGCCCGCAUUGUGGAACGUAAGUUUUUAUCUUAUCAUAAUCACAUAUAAGUCAUAGCCUUGAGGAUUACCUUGAGAUUUUAGUUUAUCUGAAUGGAAAUGAACCACCUUAUUCUACCCUACCUUACCCUACCCUACUUUACCCUACCCUACCCUACCAUACCCUACCCUACUCUACCAUACCCCCUACCCUACCCUACCCUAUGUUACCUUACUUUACAUUACCUGUCUCUUAUCUUUUUAGCUGUGGCGGAGCUACAUGGCCACUCUUUGCCUUUACCUAUUGGAAGACGGAUGGCAUAGUAACCGGAGGUCAAUACGGUAGCUACGAAGGCUGUAAGCCAUACGAAAAGUCGGCUAGUUGUGGUAACCCAUGCCCCACCGACUACUACACUAACCAGAUCGAUGACAAGUUCUGUGAACGCAAAUGUCAACCUUUAUAUUCAAAGACAUACGAAGAGGACUUGCUACAUGCCCGCGAGGCUUAUUGGAUCAAGCCUAUACCUAAUGCUGAUGAGUACUUCCCUGACUACAUGAAACGAGUACGAGCUAUUGUGGGAGAUUGUAAGUACUGAGCUUGUAAACAAAGUUAUUACCAUAAAAUCGAUUUCUGCACCGUGCAGCGCCAUUUGUCUGUUUUGCACAGUGCGAAGGCGCGGUCCCGUCCGAUCUGGCAAGUUAAGCAACGGUGCGCUUGAUUAUAAAAAGUUCGAGGAACACUAGGUGGAAACAAAGUUUUUUACAGCUUCUAAAAUAUCUAGUGUUUGGUUAUUGUAAAUAUAUAACUAUUAGGUUGUUCAAAUAAUUCUGUGUCCCCUCUUUCAAAGCAACUUUUCUGGGCGUGUGGGCACUUAACUAUUUGAACAACCAAAUAGGUAAUAAAAUUAAAAAUCAAGAAAAAAUUGUGUUCAUAUGGUGAACAAAACGUAUUUUACCAUCAAUUUACUAAGCUAUUAUUUUAUAAUAUAACAUAUUGCAUUUACCAAAUGAAACGAAAUGUCACAAAUUUAUCGAAAAAUACUACAAGGUGCUACAAUGCAAGUUUUACCGGAAGUUCCAAAUUUAAAAAAAUUGGCGCUCAAGAGUUGUAGUACCCCAAAAGUUGUAAUAUAGUACCCAACCAACUUACUGCAUUAUAGUACCCUAAAAAAACAAAUUUUCUGACGAUUUUUUAUUUCAUUUUUUUAAAAGUUGCGUAAUCGGAAAUCCGAUUCAUUUUAUUUAUUGUUUCGUUUCCAUUGCGGUCAUGGACGGUCGGACACUUUCGGAUCUAGACCGCAUGAUGUCUCCAAAAUUCCCAUGGCAUUCCAGGAAGAACUAUCAAUACAGAGCAGGCGUGGGUACAAUGGUUUGGAUCAAAUUCUGAUCACUGCACCGUUGCUAACAAAUACGAAUUUUCUAGGUAAGUUAAAUUCGUUUGGACAUAUUACUACCUAGUGUUGUACCAAACUUUGUGGUAGGGUACUCAUCUACAUAGUGGGGUACUCGACUACUUAGUAUAGUACCAAACUCUGUGGUAGGGUACUCAUCUACUUAGUGGGGUACUCAUCUACAUAGUGGGGUACUCGACUACUUAGUAUAGUACCAAACUCUGUGGUAGGGUACUCAUCUACUUAGUAGGGUACUCAUCUACAUAGUUGGGUACUCAACUACUUACUAUAGUACUAUACUAAGUAGUUGAGUACCCCACUAAGUAGACACGAAGACAUUUUAGACCGCUUUGUCCACGAAAUAUACUUUAAAAUAAAUAAAUUCAAGUUGGGGUACUAUAAUAUUGCUGGGGGUAUUAUAAUAUCACGGGGUACUAUACUACCUGAGCCCCAAAAAAUUUAAGUGAAGGAAUAUUUUUUCCGUAUUUUAAAAAUAAUUUAAAAACUAAAAAUUUAUCAAAUUUUUUGUUUUUAUUGAUUAUAAACGAAGUGUCACAGUAUUAUUGGAAAAGUUAACAAUGUUUCACAAGUUUUAUCUGUUUUUUAAAAUUACUUGUAAGGUAAAAAUUGCGUAUUUUACCUAUAAAAAGCUGGCAGUAAAGUGGUAACUCCUGGUUUUUCUUUAAAAAAUGACAAAAUGUCAAAAAAAAUUAUCGGAAAGGUUAAAAAAAUAAUUUUUUUAAAUCUGAGCCUGAACCAAUUUGACGUAAUUUUAAAAAAUCAGUAAAAACUUGUUUUUUUAGUUGAUUUUUCAUUUUUUUCAUAAAGAAGUAAAGUAUCAUAUUUUUAUUGGAAAAUGUUGCCAAGUGUCACAAAUUGUAUUGAAUUAAAAAAUUUUUUUUAAUAUUUGGGCUUUUGGAAAGUAUUUUCCGUAUUUUACCAAAAAGAAAUAAAUGCUAUUGCUAUUGCUAUAUAUUUUUUAAACGAAAUGUCACAUUUAUUAUUGAGAAAUUGUUGCCAAGGGUCACAAAUUUUAUCGGGUUUUCUGAAAAUUAAAACAUAUUAUUGGAUAAAGUAUAGAAAGGCGUAUUUUACCAGAAAAUAUUGCAAAGAAUCGAUUUAUAUUUUUUUUGUAAGCGAAAUGUAACAUUUAUUAUUGGAAAACGUGCCAAGUGUCACAAAUUUUAUCGGUUAUUUUUUUAAAAUGCCAUUAUAAAUUAUACCUUUUUGCAUUUUUAAAAAAAUUUUUGAUUUAAAAUUUUAUGUAGCUUUAUAAUCGACAUCUAAGAUUAUAUUGUUUUAGUAGACUACGUGACCCUGAUCAAACGCGAAGUGUACCUAAAUGGUCCUGUCAUGAGUUGUUUCCCCGUAUACGACGAAUUCCAACAUUACAAGGGUGGAAUCUACAAUAAAACAUCACCAGAUGCGAAGAUGUUGUAUGGCCAUUGUGCCAAACUAAUAGGAUGGGGCGAAGAGAAUGGCAUCGAGUAUUGGACGUACGCCAACACAUGGGGUCGAGAUUGGGGAGAGAACGGUAAGAAAUGAAAUUUGACUGGUAAAAUACGAAUUUAUGUGUUUGUUUUAACAAUUUUUAAUAAGUGAAUAAUUUUUUAUUGAGUUAGGGGAGGAGUAGGCUAAAAAUAUGUUAUAGUAGAAGUAAGUGAGGUAUUAGAAAGUGUGAGAUUACUGAUGAUAGAGUAAUGUAGGACAACGAUAGAAGUAGUUAAGACUGCUACAGAGUGAUAAGUAGAUAAGGCUACUUCUGAAUCUAAGGUGGAUAACGCUACUAUAGAUAUAGAGGUCAAGGGGGGGGGAGUACAUAGAGUAGUAUACGGUAUGGUAAAGUAGGGUACGGUAGGGUAGGGUAGGGUAGGGUACGGUAGGGUAGGGUAGGGUAGAGUACGGUACGGUACGGUACGGUACGGUACGGUACGGUACGGUACGGUAGAGUAGGGUAGGGUAGGGUACGGUAGGGUAGGGUAGCAAAAUCUCUUCAAUUGAUGUCAUUUCCAAUGGCAUACUCCUUUGCAGGGUUCUUCCGGAUGCGGUUGGAGAAUUUACCGGAAGAAGUGGCGGCCGGAAACAUCUGA